AUGCUUUUCUACUCUCUUCUGCCUUAUCUCAACACUUCAAGACAUCUAUUUCAAAAUCAUUUGUCAUUUGAGCUCUGCUGUGUGACAGAUGCAGGGGCUUUAAUCCAGGAUGAAUGAAUGCUACUAUGAUAAGCGCAUGGACUUUUUCUAUAACAAGACAAACACUGACACAGUAGAUGAGUGGACAGGGCCAAAGCUGAUUGUUGUUCUGUGUUUUGGGACAUUUUUCUGCCUCUUCAUUUUCAUUUCAAAUUCAUUGGUCAUAGCAGCUGUGGUCAAGAACAAGAGGUUUCACUUUCCCUUUUACUAUCUCCUGGCCAACUUAGCUGCUGCAGACUUUUUUGCUGGAAUUGCCUAUGUCUUCUUGAUGUUCAACACUGGCCCAGUGUCUAAGACAUUAACUGUUAACCGCUGGUUUUUGCGUCAGGGUCUUCUGGACACCAGCCUGACAGCUUCCCUGGUGAACCUCCUCGUCAUAGCUGUUGAGCGGCACAUGUCGAUAAUGCGGAUGAAGAUCCACAGUAAUCUCACGAAGAAGAGAGUCACCUUUUUAAUUAUAUCAAUUUGGGCCAUUGCUAUUUUCAUGGGUGCUGUUCCUACUCUGGGUUGGAACUGCCUCUGUGACAUCACUGCCUGCUCAUCCCUAGCGCCUAUUUACAGCAGAAGUUACUUGGUGUUCUGGAGCAUCUUAAACCUAGUUGUCUUCUUCAUUAUGGUGGUGGUUUACAUAAGAAUCUACAUGUACGUCCAGAGGAAAACGAAUGUCUUGUCAUCACACACUAGUGGAUCCAUUAGCCGUAGGAGAACCCCUGUGAAGCUUAUGAAGACUGUCAUGACUCUCUUAGGUGCCUUUGUUGUAUGCUGGACCCCUGGCCUGGUUGUCUUACUGCUCGAUGGUCUGAACUGCACCUACUGUGGGAUUCAGAAUGUUAAAAGGUGGUUUCUUCUCCUGGCCCUGUUGAACUCUGUCAUGAAUCCCAUAAUUUAUUCAUACAAAGAUGAUGAGAUGUGGAGUACCAUGAAAAGGAUGAUUUGUUGCUCCUCUGAGGAUAAGAGUCAGGACAGACGCUCAUCGAGGAUCCCCUCGACAGUUCUCUGCAGGAGUACGGAUACCUCAGGGCACUACAUUGAAGAUGGCAUUAUUCAAGGGACAAUUUGUGGAAAAGGAGAUCUUGGUGACAAAGGAAACUCCUGA
Cariama cristata (Red-legged seriema) is the source of this 1195-nucleotide messenger RNA. RefSeq names its product lysophosphatidic acid receptor 3 (gene LPAR3). Gene Ontology annotation, biological process: G protein-coupled receptor signaling pathway. Gene Ontology annotation, cellular component: membrane. Gene Ontology annotation, molecular function: lysophosphatidic acid receptor activity. The transcript has 3 exons. Bases 110 to 1195 code for a protein of 361 amino acids. Lineage: Eukaryota; Metazoa; Chordata; Aves; Cariamiformes; Cariamidae. The record is from RefSeq and is a predicted model, not a curated record.